AUGGCGGGGCUGGUACUGGCCGAGGGCCUGGAGCGUGCAGGCGAGGUGACGGUGGAACGUGGGGCAUCGAGGGACGUGGCGGCUGCGGCUGGAGGGGCAGGGGAAAACGACGCAGCGGGGACUGAGAUGGUGGCUGCUGUGAUACCCAGGAUGGUGGCUGCAACGGUGCCUGAGGUUGCUGCUGCGGCUGUGACUGCAGCUGAGACGGUGGCGGCGGGCCCGGCGCCUGCUGGCGGUUCUGCCGCUGCCUUUGGCGGCGGCUCAACUUCGCCCUCUGCCACCCCACGGGCUGCGCAGUUGGAGGCGGAGGAGCCAAGUCCGGGCGCGGAUCAUGAGCAGACCGCAGAGGCGGCGCUGUCCGCGUCGCCGGCACCUGUAACGGCGGCUGUGCUGGCGGCGGCGGUGUCUGCUGCGACUGGGGAACAGGACGGAUCCCCGCCGGUGGAAGGCGCGACGACUGCCGCUGCGUGCGCCGAAAUGUCUGUUGCUGCCGUGGCCGCAGGUAGGCAGGAGCACGGCCAGACGGAGGGAGAGAAUACGGGACCUGCGAACGGCGCUUCUUCCAGCGCGGCACGUGUGAAGUCGAAGAAGAAGCUGCGGGCCCAGCCAGCGCCGAGACGGCCCGGAGCAGGGCUGGGACCUGGCUCCCCGGGACCCCUCCUGGGCUGGCUUCUGCAAGGGCAACCGCCAUCAGAGCAAGCGCGUCGGUCGUCAUCUGUGCACAUGCAAGGGGAACGGGGGGUUUCUGGACUUAAUGAGGCGGUAACAGAGACGACAGCAACCCGCCACGCUGAGCAGCCGGCUCUAAACCAAGACACUGGAACGCGCAUGCACUCACCGCCAGGCUCAGUUGCUCCAGCUGCGGAAGCCGUCGCCACUCGUCGCUCGGCUCGGUUGGGCGCUGUCACGUGGGGCCCACCAAGGGGAGGCCGUACGCCGUGGAUGCCGGCGGGGAGAGCGGGACUGGAGGCGACGGCUCGGCCAGCGCCAGCGGCAGGCCGGGGUUUCCGCGGUAUGGGCCGCGGGAGACGAGGGGGUGGGCGCGGGGGUUUCGCUCGCCUGGGGGGAGCUGAGAUCCAAGCACGAACGGACCCUUGGCGGGAACGCCACGACCGCCCGGAGGUUUUGGAAGCCGCGGCCAAUAGGGAUGAAGCUGGUUCUGCUGAGGACACUGGGGAUCCGGAGUUUAUGUGUGGAGAGGAGGCAGGCCCAGAGUCCGAAGAGGUUUCUCUGGAUAACGAGGAGGAAGUGGGACGAGGCCGGAAUCGAGUGAGAGGAGAGGGGCCGGAAUCGCCUGUACCAGCGGCGACGGUCACUAAUGAAGUAAGAUCGCCGGCCACGCUGGCAGAGGAUGACGCCAUCUGGCAGGCGGCGGGGACGUGGACUUUGGACCUACUUCAACGGAUGGACCAACCUUUCCUAGUCAGACGACUACCACCCCAAGUGCUGGACAAAUUCUGCCUGUGCCUCCUCGCACCUCUCCUGCGGCUGUCAACAAACCCAGAAUGCCCAGGUGCAUGGGCGAUCCUCCUGUAUCUCCCCAGGCUGACACUUCGCCCGCCACCAGAGCCAGUCACUGGCAGUCGUUGGGCAGCAAUUGAGGCUCGGCUGCAUCAGUUCCAGCUAGGAGAAUGGGAUGUGUUGUUCGAGGCUGCUUGCACCAUCCCCGACAUGGGUGCUCCGCUAAGGCACCAAGACGAUGACGAGGGGGUUUGUGCGAGAGCGGAGGGUUUGGUUAAAAAAGCCCUGGCGAACGAAGAGAUUCUACUGCUGCUGGCGAACGUGGUCAAUCGCCUUGGCAGCACUUUCCAGAGCCAACCGGUCCUCGACAUUCUACUUCCUUCUCGGCUCAUAGCAUUAGAGAAGCCUGGGGGAGGAGUUAGACCGAUCGCAAUAGGCGAGGCGUUACUCCGCGUGGUGGCUAAAGCAGCGCUACACAGUUUGGGCCCUAAAAUCCGGGAGUUUUUCCUUCCCGUUUAG
Molecule: messenger RNA, 1980 nt
Organism: Closterium sp. Naga37s-1
Lineage: Eukaryota; Viridiplantae; Streptophyta; Zygnematophyceae; Desmidiales; Closteriaceae
Source: the annotation of a GenBank genome assembly